Messenger RNA from Punctularia strigosozonata HHB-11173 SS5, 1147 nucleotides. RefSeq lists its product as uncharacterized. Lineage: Eukaryota; Fungi; Basidiomycota; Agaricomycetes; Corticiales; Punctulariaceae. The transcript has 3 exons. Bases 56 to 946 code for a protein of 296 amino acids. The record is from RefSeq and is a predicted model, not a curated record.
CACGGUCUUGCUCCGGAAAUAACGAACGAUAAUCGGCUGACGGCGACGACUGCCCAUGCUCUCUCAGACCGGGGCGCACAGCCCUGGCGGGCUAGCCAGGACCUACACCCUUCCUGGGUGUAUGCCCGCCGUCUAUCGACAACUUGCAUCCGUGCGACCCCUUCAUGGCGUCGGUAUAAAAGGCGGCUUGUCGUUCGUUUUGAACAUCACCAAUCACAACAACAUACUCAGUUCGAUGAAGACGACCUUUACGACCUUUACCUUACUACCAACGAUAACGCUUUGGGCUGCGACAGCUCUAGCUCACGACACACGAUAUACUUCUUGGAGCGAGGCCGUUGACGCCGUGCGGACCAUGCCGCAGGAAUGGACAAAUGUCACUAGUCGUGUAACCAGAAGCACCGAUUGGACGUUUGACAUCGGAUGUACCGGUGCCGGCGCCAUUCAGUCUCCAGAAUACACCGACAUCUACGACGCCGUUCAGAAAUGGUUCUCCGGCUCGAACACCGGGCAGUUCUGCACGAACGGCGAGGAGUACAACGUGCUUUGUAACUCCGCCGACGCCGUUUCGCAGACCGGCUGUGCCUACGUCGGCCAGUACGAUGUCUGGAACGACGGUAUCAUGGACUGCUAUGCUUACGCGCUCCUCGAGAAGGCCGUGAUCAAGACCUGCGCGGAUAGCGGGUACGGCGAUUGUGGCUGUGGUGUUUAUUACGACUACGGGAGCGGCAAGUGCCUCGUCGCGACAUACACCUACCAUACCGGAGGACCGGCUGUUUACAAUUCGGACUACAGUGGCCCAGCUGAAGAGAUCCCGGUGACGAUGGACGUCAUCCAUCGCCGCGACUCAACCGGACCGAGCUACACAGACAUUGCUGUCUGUGGGCACAACGGUAACGACGACGUGUCGCAGUGGUGCGAGGGUUCGACCACGCACGUCUGCUAGUGGUGUGCAACCGUACAGGGUUUUAGGCGACGACCUUUCAUGUUGGACAACCAAGUAGUCAUAGACAUCACGGACUUACAAGCAUCUGGGACUUUAGCGACUUGUAACAUCAAAGGAAUGAGUUAUCUUAGUCAUUAUAUAGUACUUAGAUCGUAGUUUCAGCAACCCUAAUAACAUGGAUGCCACUGCUUUGAUGCAAGG